UAGGCAUGGUAGCGCGCUCUGUUGGCAUCGAUUGGAAUUAGUUUGAAAUUCCUGCAGACUGCCAAUGCAUUUCAAAGGGUAGCUUUUAUGUUGCAGGAGUUUGAAAUAAUAUCAAUAAUUGAUGCAAAAUACGCUUCAUAAUUACACAACAAAUUUAUUUAUUUUAUUAUUUGUAACUUGUUUUGCCUAAUCUGCAUUUUCAACUGUCAAUAUUUGUAAAACUGGAAAAGUAAAAUGAAAAGUAAAAAGUAAGUGUAAAAGUAUCUUGUUAAAAUUUAUAAUUGAUCAAUUUCAAGUGUUUCAAUUAUAACAAUUUGUUAUUGAACAAUUUAAUAUUACCAACCAAAUUUUGAAUUGUUCGAACUUGAAUGCGAAGUUGAGUACUACUAGCCUCUGCACCAUGGCUAAAAUAGUCAGCCUAUUUUUAGCAGUGCAUAGUUGUAGAAAUAUAAAUAAGUGAACUACUUGCACGUGCUAGUCGUCUAUCUACCGGUAUCAAAGUACCACGAAACCCACGUGUAAAUCGCGCUAAAAUGAGUGAUAUUCAAAGGUACAUGCAAAUAUGCAGUGAGAAAACCCUUCAAACCAAUUCAAAGGGAUUCUUCAUGCAGUUUGCCGAUGCUGUGCAGGACGCUGCCGGACGUGAUUGGAUUCGCGGUGUUUUCAGUAAACUGAAGACUAACUCUGAUAGAAUUUCGAUUUUAUAUAGUGAUCCCAAACUAAAAGACAUUGUUUUAACGACUUUAUCGCACGUCCAAGAAAUUUACCGGAAGAAAUCAGCAGAAGUAUCCUUGGCCAGGAGAUUUGAGGCUCAACAAGCGUUCAAUAAUGAUCAACUUCAGAAAACUUUACUGCUUCUUUGUCAAGCUGUUUUACGAGCUCCGAAAACUGGAGAGUUUCCGCAGAUGGACGGCGGUCUAUCUCUUUGUUUAGCUCUCUGGGCAAGGAGUGAUGUUCUCAUGCGGCUUAAUAAGUAUAAUCUUGCACUACAAGACGUUCAAGUGGCGAUGAAGGAAGGUCUACCAGCUGCGCAGAAAGCGGAAGCUUUUUGGCGUAUGGCAAUUUGCUACAAAGCUCUAAACGAAGACAAAAAAUGUCAAGUUUCUAAACAAUUAGUUCUCAAACUACUCAAUAACAACGAAAGCAGCAGGAUUCUUUUAGAAGACAGUCUCAGAAAGACUUACAAAGACGCAGGUAGUCUUAUUAACCCAAGAAGAUGCUUAAGUUACCUAGAAGAGAACGUGUUGCUGCCUGGAGGAAGUCGUAAACUGGAAGUAAAAAGUGCUCCUAAUAAGGGACGUUUUAUUGUUGCAAAGGAGUAUAUUCCCACUGGAGAGUUGAUUAUACAAGAAGAUGCUUACGCCUCUUGUUUACUGCCUGAAAAUUUUGGUACACAUUGUCAUCAUUGCUAUGACAGAUUGGAAGCUCCUCUCGGUUGUUAUGAUUGCUCUUCAGUGGCAUUUUGUGGAGUCACAUGCCGCGACAAAGCUUUGAGCACCUAUCACAAACACGAGUGUCACUUUGUGGAUUUACUCAUUGGAUCAGGGAUGAGUAUUUUAGCUCAUGUUGCUCUGCGAAUGAUUACACAAAAACCUUUGGACUACCUACUUGAAAGGCAUAAGGAGAUGAAAGAAGGAAAAGCAAAGGGCGUUUACAACUUGUGUACAUUGAGCGAGUUUCGAAAUCCGGCGGACUUCCUACAAAGGAGUGUCAUGGCCGCGUUUCUAUUGAGAUGCCUACAGAAAUGUGGAUAUUUUGGGAAAGAAGCAGAUUUGGUGAUCCCAAAUGAAACGCAGAUGAAAAUCGGUGAAUUGUUACUGUACAAUUUGCAAAUGUUGCAAUUUAAUGCGCAUGAAAUUUACGAAACCAAAAUUACGUCGGAAAAUCGAUUGCUCGGAGCAGCCAAUUAUAUUGGUGUAGCAGUUUAUGCUUCCGCUGCUUUAUUUAAUCACGAUUGCAGUCCCGCAGUCACCAGGCAUUUUGUUGGAAAAUACAUUGUUCUGCGAACUUGCCGUCCAAUCAAAACGGGUCAAGAAAUCUCCGACAACUACGGCCCGAAUUACUCGCGCAAGAAUCUCAAGGAGCGCCAAAAGUACUUGAAAGGGCGCUACUGGUUCGAGUGCAAGUGCACGGCAUGCACACAGAAUUGGCCGCUAUUGGAAGGCUUGGAAAAACUCGAUUCACGUUUGAAGUGCCCAUACUCGGAAUCCAGCGUAUUGAAAAGAAAGGAGAAUGAAAGAAAGAACAAUAGUGAUCGAAAGGAAGGCGAAACUUUGAAGGAGACUUCUUGCGAUUACAUGUUCACAUUACCAAUGAAAGUGAACGAUGGGAAAUGUCCACGUUGCAAGAAUCAAGUCAACUUUAAAGCUAUGAGCGAAGAAUUCAAUAGGGUGGAGGGAAUUCUUGAUUUGGCAACUAAGUGUAUUGAUAUGAAAGAUGUCCAAUCGGGGAUUAAGUUAUGUUGUCAAGGAUUAGAUGCUUACUACAAAAUUUCAACAGCUCCACAUUACACUGUGCAAUUGAUUGAAGAAUGCCUAAGAGCUUUGUUUGCGGACAGUGGCAAUAUGUGGGAACCCACAAUCGUCGAUGCCAAACCAAUGAAAGCCAGAUUUGCAGCACCUGAAAACAACAGUGCUACAAUUAAAGAGAUUACCGAUGGUUCUAAAUCGUAAACAAAGCAUUCUACCGUUUUUUUAGAUAUUUUAUAAAAAAAGACACCGUGUUUUACUUGUAUGGAUAACUUCUAUUUAUAAAUGAAUUGCUGUUCUUUA
This is a messenger RNA of Dalotia coriaria, 2771 nucleotides long. RefSeq names its product SET and MYND domain-containing protein 4-like. The transcript is spliced from 6 exons. Bases 534 to 2672 code for a protein of 712 amino acids. Gene Ontology annotation, molecular function: histone deacetylase binding. Gene Ontology annotation, cellular component: nucleus; cytoplasm. The record is from RefSeq and is a predicted model, not a curated record. NCBI's taxonomy places the organism in Eukaryota, Metazoa, Arthropoda, Insecta, Coleoptera, Staphylinidae. Gene Ontology annotation, biological process: compound eye photoreceptor development.